GCGCGAGCAGGGGGCGUCCCGGCCCCGCCGCCCGCCCGGGGGGCUAUGGCCAUGGUGACCGGCGGCUGGGCCGGGCCCGGCGGCGACGCGAACGGCGUGGACAAGGCGGGAGGCUACCCGCGGGCGGCCGAGGAGGACUCGGCCUCGCCCCCAGGGGUGGCCAGCGACGCGGAGCCUGGCGACGAAGAGCGGCCGGGGCUGCAGGUGGACUGCGUGGUGUGCGGGGACAAGUCGAGCGGCAAGCACUACGGGGUCUUCACCUGCGAGGGCUGCAAGAGCUUCUUCAAGCGGAGCAUCCGCCGCAACCUCAGCUACACCUGCCGGUCCAACCGUGACUGCCAGAUCGAUCAGCAUCACCGGAACCAGUGCCAGUACUGCCGCCUCAAGAAGUGCUUCCGGGUGGGCAUGCGGAAGGAAGCGGUGCAGCGCGGCCGCAUCCCGCACGCGCUGCCCGGAGCCGCGCCGCCCCCUGCCGGCAGCCCCCCGGGCUCGGCGCUGGCGGCGGGCGGGGACGCGUUCCCGGGGCCGCCGGUGUCCGAGCUGAUAGCGCAGCUGCUGCGCGCCGAGCCCUACCCGGCGGCGGCCGGGCGCUUCGGCGGCGGCGCGGUGCUGGGCAUCGACAACGUGUGCGAGCUGGCAGCGCGCCUGCUGUUCAGCACCGUGGAGUGGGCGCGCCACGCGCCCUUCUUCCCCGAGCUGCCGGUGGCCGACCAGGUGGCGCUGCUGCGCCUCAGCUGGAGCGAGCUCUUCGUGCUCAACGCCGCGCAGGCCGCGCUGCCCCUGCACACCGCACCGCUGCUGGCCGCCGCCGGGCUGCACGCCGCGCCCAUGGCCGCCGAGCGCGCCGUGGCCUUCAUGGACCAGGUGCGCGCCUUCCAGGAGCAGGUGGACAAGCUGGGCCGCCUGCAGGUGGACUCGGCCGAGUACGGCUGCCUCAAGGCUAUCGCGCUCUUCACGCCGGAUGCCUGCGGCCUGUCAGACCCAGCGCACGUGGAGAGCCUGCAGGAGAAGGCACAGGUGGCGCUCACCGAGUACGUGCGCGCCCAGUACCCGACGCAGCCCCAGCGCUUCGGCCGCCUGCUGCUGCGCCUGCCCGCCCUGCGCGCCGUGCCCGCCUCGCUCAUCUCGCAGCUCUUCUUCAUGCGCCUGGUGGGCAAGACGCCCAUCGAGACGCUGAUCCGCGACAUGCUGCUGUCGGGCAGCUCCUUCAGCUGGCCCUACGGUGCCGGCCAGUGACCACGCCGGCCGUUUUUAAAGACUGCGGCGUCUGGCCUUUCUGUUUUUUAAAUGAUCAAAAACCAAAAUGAGACGGAUCUUCCGGCUGGUUCGAGCGCCCGGCAUCCCGGCUCCCGAGCACUCUGGGGCGCAGGCAGGCGCCCGACCCCUGGAGCCGAACCUGUGUGGGACACCCGGGGCGGGCCAGGCGGGCCGAUAAUAAAGACGUUUCCUACCUGC
This is a messenger RNA of Heterocephalus glaber (naked mole-rat), 1455 nucleotides long. RefSeq names its product nuclear receptor subfamily 2 group F member 6 (gene Nr2f6). Gene Ontology annotation, biological process: regulation of DNA-templated transcription. Lineage: Eukaryota; Metazoa; Chordata; Mammalia; Rodentia; Bathyergidae. Gene Ontology annotation, molecular function: sequence-specific DNA binding; zinc ion binding; DNA-binding transcription factor activity. The record is from RefSeq and is a predicted model, not a curated record.